UCCAAGGGAGUGCAUAGGAAUGUCUGUGACUUGUGCUAUGACAAUAUAAGAAUAAAGUUGUCGAUCAACGAAGUACAAGGAGGGCGAAUCUACUAACGGCUGUUUCUGAGUCAAAAUGCCUAAAAAGCGCGCACACGAAAUCUCGGAUUCGGAAGAAGAGGUAGAACUGCAGGCGUCUUCAAGCACCGUAAGUCCUUCCAAAGUAGGUUCAACACCUCGAGAUCCAUCGCAACGCUUCCCAAAAAAGGCAGCUGUUUCAAAUGAUGAAGACGAUGAGCAGGAUGGCAAUAAGUCGACAGCGAUGGAGGUUGUACCAUUUGAUAUCGACGCUGACGUAGGAGGUUCAUUUAUUUUCUUUGGUGAGAAAGCUGAAACGCCAAUCGGCAAACGAACUCCCCAGGCCUUUAAAGUCGUUGAAGCGUCGGUUCGCGCGGGGCGUAAGCAGCUCGGCCGAAUGUUUGCAUUUCUUAUCGACCGUUCGCCAAGUACUAACGAUAACCUCGAAACAUUUGUUGGGUACAUUGUUAAAAGAAAGCUGGCUGAUGCCUUCAUGCGAAUGAAAUUUGAUAAGAAUUUUCAGCAUGAUUGCGUCGUGAUGACAUGUUGCGAUUCGGAAACAAAAAAUCUCAGCAAUAGCAACCAAGAAAAGAAAAUUAACCAUCAUUGCGUUGAACUUAUAGAUGGAGGCGUUAUCAACCCGGCAAAGGUGACUUCGCUAAAAGAAAAACUCAACCUACGUCCUGAGAAUGAACAGUUUUCAAAUCUUUUGAGCGGAUUGAUGACCGCAGCGGAUAUUAUUAAUCGCCACAGCGAGGAGGCUUCUGGCUACUCUGAUAUAGAACUUAUGAUUUUUUCAGAUCUUGGGUUUGAUGUGGAAUGCACUACAUUCAUCAAAAUGAAGAACGUUCUCAAACAGGUUUUAUCGGAUGCCAUACUGACAGUCGUAUCUGACCGGGACAUACUUAGCCAAGAUACGUAUAAUAAAAGCAUUAUGUUUUUCGGAGAGAUAUUUUCGGGUGUCACCUCCAUGUCUUACCAGGACGCUAUGAGAAGGAGUGAAGAAUGGUCUAUGAAGGAGCUGAUGCCAACAAAAUUCAGCGCCAAUAUACGACUUUUCGAGGAGGAACUGCCAGUCGAAGCGUACCUGAUCUGCGCUGAAAAGAAUGAAUCAAUACUUGAAAAUCGAAUGGAAAGAGUUGGGAGCGAUCAAGAUGCAGCGGAGGGCGAAGGAUUUACAGCUGCAGUAAGCACAAUAAAACCGCGUAAAAGUCUAGUGAAGCUUACAGACAAAGGUUUUUAUGAGAAAGAUCCUGAUGGCAACGUCGUCACAGUCCAUCCCGAGAGGACCGUUAUGGCUUACAGGUUUGGAACAACGGCGGUUCCGUCCAGCAAGCCUCUCAAGGAGUAUAUUAAAACUUCUGAAUCAUUUAAAGGUUACGUCGUAAAAGGAUGGUAUCCAUCUCACCAAUUUCUGCUGCAUCUGAGUGGCGGUCGAGGUUACCACGUAUUUUCAUCGGCGAGUGAUGGCAGAGUAGCUUUGUUCGAUACGCUUCUUCAUUUAUGUGCUUACCGGGGACACUCAUUAUUAGUGGAUUACGCUUACGCUACGAGAUUUGCAUCAAAACCCGGCGUCCUUGUUCCUCAUUUACAAAAACACUGCUUUGUAUUUUUCGAUCUCAUCUAUCAGGACAACAUGAAUUACCUCCCAAGGUAUGAUCCUAUAGCGACCACAAAGCCAAAAACCGAGCACUUGAAGGAGAUUGCUAAGGUGAUAGGCGAUUCGGGCAUUGCAUCGCUUGAACUCAAAUAUGAUCCAUUCGUACAGCAAAUAUUUGAGGACGUUUGGAAAGGGCGAAUAGAUGAAAUGUCAAGGACAUUUGUUGAGAAGUUUGCGACGAUACAAAGAGAUAAGGAUCAAACAUCAAGCAUCGUGGCUGACGCAGCUGACUUAGCCGAGCGAGCCGAUGGAAUAGUUAAACGAAUGGUAGUUGAGGAUAAAGCGAAAUCUCCUGAGGAGGACAAAAUUACGUUCCGGGUUGAAAAACUUGAUAAAGAUGCAGAUGAAUUUCGUCCAGUGAAAUUUUCUCAACUUUUCGCUUGAAUGAUAACUAAGGUUGUAAUUCAACUUUAUCUGCCAAUAAAAGCAAAAAUGGUAGCGACUCCUAUAUUGACAUGGGUCGAUCGCUACUAAACUCGCAACGACUGGGCUUCAUGGAGCUCACAAAAUAUUGUUUUGUUCUUGUGAAGUAACCUGAGAGGAGAGAGCUUAGGCACCCCAUAGAGCAGUCAACGCGAUCUGGCAGAACUUGUCACUUUUUAUGAGGUGAAAAAGCUGUAAGUAGUACGAAUUCAAUGUGAUGAACUACGCUGAGCUUUUUACUGGUUAGACUUAAUUUAGUGGGGCCCAUUGAUAGAAGACUUGGACAUUCACAAUGUAUUGUCUUGCUCGUGAUGUAGUGAAAAGCCUUUGGUAUUUAGCAUGCUCCAUUAGUUAGUAGCGAUUCGAUGUAGCGUAUUUUUAUUUUAAACGCCGAAGCUGUUGAAUUUUUUAUGUAGUUCGUAAAUUUGUAGCUAUGAUUGCCAUCAGUAUUAGAUGUAUGGCUGGUGAGCACUGACAGAGAAGUCUACCUUGUGGGUCGCAGUCUCAAUAUAAUAUUAUCUCAAUUUUCAUAAAUGCUCUUGAGGAAUUCCCAAGUUCCCAAUAGAGAAACAGAAAUGCUUUACCUGCAACUUCGCUAAAUAUUAAAAAUAUUUAUAAAUAUUAAUGUUCAUAAUACAAAUUACUCUCUUUGUUUUCCACUGCAUGCUGUUUGUAUUAGUAGUGGUAGUAGUAACAAUAAUGAUAGUUAUGAUAAAAAUAAUAAUAAACAUUUGUAAGUUAGUCACAUUUAUUCCGAAGGAAUAGUGGAGAUCAUCUCCAAGCGUUCAGUUUCUGCGAGAGAUAUCUAUCUGGAUAUUACAAAAGAGCCCUCAAAAUGAUGUACCACGUUUGCCUUCGGUAGAAUUAAACAUGACUUAUCAUUUUCAAAUUUUACUGCAACCCCAAAUGCGUCAACUGUGCUAAGUACGUAUUUGCAAAACAAAUUUUUUGCUAUAAACAUUUUUGUGCUACUUUCAACGGCCCUUAAAAAGAUCAAUAAAUUUUAAUGUUCAAAAUUACAAGAUCGCUUUGCAAUAAUUUAUAAACUUAUGUUAAUAAAGGAAUUGUAUAUUAAAACAUAAAUAACUCUUAUAUAUUUAUCAGGGAGUCUAUAUAGAAAGUAGUGUAGCUCUUUGUUUAAGCAUUUACUUGAGAGAAGGGGUUACACUAAGUAUCUACCCUACAUUAUGCUCCCUAGUAGCUCAUUGGGAUAUAUUUGACUACUUAUACCACGACGAACAGUGGAAAUAUAAAUCUUCUUGCCAUUAAUCCCGUCACACGAAGCUUCAGUUUGAGAUUUAUCACGGGAAAUAGAACUGAAUCCUGCUCUUCUGUGUAACUAUUUUAUUAUUAUUGAAUAUGCUACUAAAAUUUACAGUUUUCUUUAAAACCGAUUUGUAGCGUUUCAGUGUGGACCAUUUCCAUCCAUCUCCCAAGUGCCACACUGCAGUAUCUUACAGUACUUCUAGAAGCCUUCGACAUCUAUCUUUGCAUCAAAGCCGGAGCGAGAACCGAGGUCGAAUAAGCCGUUCUAACUUUGUUUUGAAUCCAAGUUAUUGGUUUUUUCCAAGUCGAGAGUCGACGAUCAACCCAAGGGUUUUUCCCUUGUGGAUCUUUAGGAUCUAAUAAUUGUCUGCCUAUAACUUGAAUGUGGAAGCCGUUAUGAUGCUGUUACUGUGGCACCCUUCCUCUCAAACUGAUCAAAACGAACGUGUCUGAUUGUCAAUACGUCGCUGCAUCGGUCAAAGUAUACUCGUUUCUGCGUAAUGUGCUCCAUAUUGUCAGAUGUCACGUCUUAUUAUAGGCACGUGUCACGAAAGCUAAUAUUUUUACGAACGAAAAUAUGCACAGAACAAAUCGAUCGUGCGCGUCUGCCUGUCAUAAGCAACGGCGCUGAAGUUCUUCCCUUUGAUCACUUCUAUCGUAUAAUGGAUAUCAUUGGCAGAGAUUAUCGACUAAUAAUACGCUGUAUUUAAAGCUUCAAAUUACGUUUUGUUAGAGUCAUAAACAAGAUCUGCUGUAUUUCCGAGAUUACCUCAUUUUACAAAUGUUCUUUCCUCCUUCUGUACUGUUGGCUAAAGUACUACGCAUAACUAGGUAGGUAACCUCACGCACCUAGUCUUCCUUAUAUAGAACAGUAAAGAACCUCUUUUUAGUUUUUUUUAGCCCACUGCUUAGUUUUUAACUCUAGGAUAGCUUUUACCUCCAGGAACGACGAUGAUUAUUGCCGACUAUGGCCAGCCACAAUCCAUAUUUAUAUAUAUAUAUAUAUAUAUGAGGUUGGUAUCCAUGUUAUCAGGUCGUAAGAUCGAUUCGGUAGCUAAUAAACUACGUAACCUAUACCUUUGGUUAUAUGCAGCUAUGAUUGGGACUUAAGAGGAUUUGCCUCUCAAGGCGACCUCUAUUUUUUCAUUGUUAGAUUCAUUGGAAACAGUAUUCUGUGUGAUCAGCUCAUCGAGCUGAAGAACUGUAUAUUUGACAUUACUUUUUCAUUACAACUGCCUUGGGAAGUACGGCUGAAGUGACGAUUGAGGACUAAAAAAGAGUCCAUUGCGUCUGAUUGCGCUCAUCGAACCAACCGAUUAACUUUGGAAUUCGUUUUUGG
Molecule: messenger RNA, 4745 nt
Organism: Varroa destructor (honeybee mite)
Lineage: Eukaryota; Metazoa; Arthropoda; Arachnida; Mesostigmata; Varroidae
Biological process (GO): double-strand break repair via nonhomologous end joining
Molecular function (GO): DNA binding
Source: RefSeq, a predicted model, not a curated record